UCAGAAACAUUAUUAGAAAAAUAGUUAAAACUCUGAUUUUCAAGAACUAGAGAAGCAUUAAAAAAAAAAAAAAGAAAAAAAAAAAGAGAAAGCUUUCAAUGGCUGAAGAACAUGAAAAUCACACAUCAACCUCACAAGAUAGCCUCAAGAAACAACCCCAGCUCCCAUCAUUUCAUGGUUCACUGUUAUUGAAUUAUCAGAUGCUCCAAGCCAUGUAUUCUGAUAUGCAGCCAAUCCAGGAAGAGUUGAACCAUGGACCAGGCCUUUAUGCUGUACCUGCUCCCCCUUUUAUGGGACAAUAUGCAGGGUUUCCACCAAACACUCUAAUCCCAUUUACUUACACUGUACCUACUGGACCUAGUACUCAAGAAAAUGGAGCUGUAAGUGAGGAGCAAGGUCAGAUGGGACAGCAGCAGCCUCAGCAGCAACAACAGCUUGGACCUCAACGACAAAUAGUUGUCAGAAGAUUCCAAAUUGCAUUUCAGCUAGAUCUCUUGCUUAUUUUGAAGCUGGCUGCAGUGAUUUUCUUGUUCAAUCAAGAUGGAUCAAGACAGAGGCUGGUUCUGCUUGUUUUUUUAGCUUCACUUGUCUACCUAUAUCAAACUGGAGCUCUUGCACCUUUGGUACGGUGGCUUUCACAAGGAAUGCAGAGGGCAGCUGCACCUCCCCAACCACCCAGGCCAGCUGUCAGGGCAGAUAAUGUACCAGGUGCCGGAAGGCAAGGAAAUGAGAAUGUUGCAGCAGGAGAGGGACAACCUGGAGGUGAGAAUGAGAAUCAACAAGGUAACGACAUAAAUAGGGUAGGCGAGAAUGAGAAUGCAGUGGAACCCGGUGCUGCUGGUGGUGGAAACCGCUGGUGGGGUAUUGCAAAGGAGAUCCAAAUGAUUGUCUUUGGCUUCAUCACUUCUCUUCUUCCUGGUUUUCACAACAUUGAUUAGACUGUACAGAUUAAAUAGCAGAUAGCAAAGAGGGAUGAAGAGAACUUUCCUUGUUUCCAGAAUUUACAGUGGCCUAUACUGUUGCUACCAUGUGUUUUGAGAGGACAUCAAAUGUAUUACUAAUAGAUUGUUUCUCUUCUUUUUGGUCAUAGAUCUAAAUGUUGUUCUUGUUCUUGAUUUGAUUGGCAAGGCUGUGUUUAGUUAAUGGAAAUGGUUGCUUAAUCCUCUA
Lycium barbarum (goji berry) is the source of this 1167-nucleotide messenger RNA. RefSeq lists its product as uncharacterized. The record is from RefSeq and is a predicted model, not a curated record. NCBI's taxonomy places the organism in Eukaryota, Viridiplantae, Streptophyta, Magnoliopsida, Solanales, Solanaceae. The transcript has 5 exons. The coding region runs from base 99 to 938 and encodes 279 amino acids.